Messenger RNA from Cherax quadricarinatus, 3771 nucleotides. RefSeq lists its product as uncharacterized. NCBI's taxonomy places the organism in Eukaryota, Metazoa, Arthropoda, Malacostraca, Decapoda, Parastacidae. The record is from RefSeq and is a predicted model, not a curated record. Gene Ontology annotation, biological process: protein modification by small protein removal. Gene Ontology annotation, molecular function: peptidase activity.
AUAUUCUUGUCAACAAUGGAUAAAAGGUUCAAUGUGAUUGUUUCAGUUAUGAUGUGGGAGUACAUAGGCAAACAAAUAGAAGGGAUCUGGCACACUGGCGUCGUCGCUUAUGGCAGAGAGUAUUUCUUUGGCUCUGGCGGCAUCGAGUCUUGCAGGCCUGGCGGCACUAUUCUGGGCGACCCGGACAAGAUUGAGGAACUCGGGCACUCACAGGUGCCAUACCAACUCUUCCUGGAGUAUAUCUUUGGUCUGGGUGAAGGUAAUUACAAACCUGGCGCUUACGACCUCCUCAAACACAACUGUAACAACUUCAGUGACGAAGUGUCUCAGUUCCUGUGUGGCCACGGCGUCCCCAAACACAUCCUCCAGCUCCCUGAUGAAGUACUCAAUACCACGUUGGGAGAGACACUCAAGACAGUACUGAAGGACCUGGACAUCAAGUCGUCAGACAGCAGAAAGGUCAACUUCGCAAACUUCAACAACAACCUGCACAGUUACGUGCCGGCGGAGGGCAUACCAAGACGACAGGACGACUCCCACGAGCUAGAGGAACUCAACAAAGCCAUCGACCAAGUUAGACUUCAGGGGAUCAAACUCGAGGAUCGCAGAAAUUCAAUAAAUGAGAAAGUUAUAAGAAAAGAGAAGAAGAAGAAAGAUCGGAAGGAGAAGAAAGAGAGGAAGGAGAAGAAAAAGAAAUUGAAACUGGGCGAAGAGUUUUCAGAGGAGCGGCAGAGGAAGCACAGCAUUGUUGAGAACAUAGAACAGCAACACAGCAGCUCCCCCUCUUGUUCAGGUCUGCCGUCAUCCUCGCACUCCCGCAACAACUCUGAAGGGGACACUCCGCCGCAGGUUUUGUCUGAUCCGUUGCUGGAGACGUCACUUCAGCCCUUCGACGACCUCAAUACAAACCUAGCGGCAUCGGUGGAAAACUCCAGCAGUGGGGAAAUAGUUUCAACAGAACCCGAGCCUUUUGAACGUCUUCCUUCACCGACCAGCAGAGGAACGACACCUUCACCAGAAGACAGGUUGUCUACCACAAACACAGAGAAGCCUGCCACACCAGCACAAAACACAAUGGCGGACUCUGCCCCAGAACUAGAGCCCGAAGAAUUAGCCCCCGCACCCACCGAGAGUUCCAGCGAGCCAGCGAGGGAGCCUUCGCCCAUAGAGCCCAUACCAGAGGUGGAACGUGAGCCUCCCAUUGUCUUCAAAGACGAACUGGAUGUCAAUGUUGAGUUUGAUGGUCUGGUAUCAACGUGUGCACAUCUCCUGAGCCCUGAAGAACAGGGCCACAUGGAGGAGUUGCGAGCAUACGUGGUGGAAGACGAGGGCUCCUGGGCCCUUGGAGAGAACUUCAGUAUCCUCUUCUCUCGUGUGCUUCAUGACCCCAGCAUCCCUGACCAGGCUAGACUCCACCUGGUCCGUAUCAUGGCAGCUGCAGCUCUAAAGGAUGAUGUGAUACUCCUGCUGCACCAGGAUCGACGUGAUCACACCAUCAUGAACUACGCCAACAAGGUGGAAAGUCUACCUCCUGAACACCAAGAAUCUCUUGCUCUCUUUUUCUGCAACAUGUUUGAGCACCUGAGCCCGUCAGAGUGGUUGUUAUACAUCAGUGAGUGGCAGGACGGUGGUCAGCAAGCCAGUAACAUCCGUGUCACCACUAAGGUCGCUGUUAACGCUCUCCUCCAUUCCAAUGCUAAGGUACAAGAGUAUGGUUCAGCCAUCAUGUACAACCUUGGCACUAAGGAGGUGAAAACAGUUGUCUUUGAUGAUGUGGCACCAGAGUUGGCCAUGGCAAUACUGCAAUUCUUUAAUAACCACCCCCCUGAGGAACUGUUGUGGCGUACCCUGACGGCACUCUGCAGAUUCUGUUAUUCGUCAACUGAGGUGCCGGCACUCAUCAAGAUGAUUGGUCCUGAGCCUGGCACCUUCAAGGGUGCCAGUGAGCGUGUAGAUGCCGUCAUAGAGGAGAUUGAUGCCAAGCUUAGUCGAGUUCGACUCUUCUAGACAUUUUUAAUACUCUUCUAGAUGCGAUUAAUACUCGUCGACUCUAUGAUUGAGACGUGUAUAUAAUUUAUUUAUUAUUAUGGUAAUUUUAUGACUUUUUUAGUUAUAAUGGAGAAUUUUAAUUCUGUGACUUUUUGUAAUGACAAAAAAAAUUACUUUCAUAAGGUAAUUUAUUUUAAACAUGUUGAAUUGUGUUAAUAAAAUUAGGCCUCUUAGGUCUGGUACCUGGGAGGUUGUCCUCUUAGGCCUGGUACCUUGGAGAUCAUUCUCUUAGGCCUAGUACUUGCUGUGGUCAUUCUCUUAGGCCUGGUACUUGCUGUGGUCCUUAUCUUAGGCCUAAUACUUGGUGUGGUCAUUCUAUUAGGCCUUAUACUUGGUGUGGUUGUUCUCUUAGGCCUGGUUCUUUGGGAGGUCACCCCAUUGGCCUGGUUCUUUGGGAGGUCACCCCAUAGGUCUGGUUCUUUGGGAGGUCACCCCAUAGGUCUGGUUCUUUGGGAGGUCAUCCCAUUGGCCUGGUUCUUUGGGAGGUCACCCCAUAGGCCUGGUUCUUUGGGAGGUCACCCCAUUGGCCAAGUUCUUUGGGAGGUGACCCCAUAGGCCUGGUUCUUUGGGAUGUUACAGCAUAGGCCUGGUUCUUUGGGAGGUCACCCCCAUUGGCCUGGUUCUUUGGGAGGUCACCCCAUUGGCCUGGUUCUUUGGGAGGUCAUCCCAUAGGCCUGGUUCUUUGAGAGGUCACCCCUAGGCCUGGUUCUUCAGGUGGUUGUCCUCUUAUGCAUGGUACUUCAGGUCACUGCCUCUGUGGCCUAGUACCUAGGGGUCACCACCUGUGUGGCCUUGUACCUGGGGGCCACUGCCCCUGUGGCAUGGUACCUGGGAGUCACUGCUUCUGUGGCCUAGUACCUGGGGGUAACCACCCCUGUGACCUAGUACAUGGGGGUCACUGCCCCUGUGGCCUAGUACCUGGGGGUCACCACCCCUGUGUAGUACCUGGGAGUCACUGCCUCUGUGGCCUAGUACCUGGGAGUCACUGCCCCUGUGGCCUAGUACCUGGGAGUCACUGCCCCAGUGGCCUAGUACCUGAAGGUCACUGCCCCAGUGGCCUAGUACCUGGGGUCACUCCCCCAUGGCCUAGUACCUGGGGUCACUGCCCCAGUGGCCUAGUACCUGGGGGUCACUGCCCCUGUGGCCUAGUACUUGGGGUCACUGCCCUAAUGGCCUAGUACCUGUGGGGUCACUGCCCCAGUGGCCUAGUACCUAGGGGUCACUGCCCCCAUGGCCUAGUACCUGGGGUCACCACCCCAGUGGCCUAGUACCUGGGAGUCACCACCCAAGUGGCCUAGUACCAGGGGUCACUGCCCCAGUGGCCUAGUACCUGGGGGUCACUGCCCUAGUGGCCUGGUUAAGCUGCUUCAUACUAACAUGGCAUCACUGGCACCUAGCAGCUGUGGCAGCUGUGCUUUUAUCACUGUUAAUGGCUUAUACACGAGGCACUGCAGGUUAUAACAGUGAGCUGUUAUAACAGUGACGAAGAUGGAUUUAUGAUUCAUCACAAUGCGUUGCAGUGACGAAGAUGGACUUAAAACAUGCCAGAACGCGUUUCUCACUUGUAUACGACACCAAUGUUGAACUCAGUGUUGCAAGUAUUGUAAAACUAUGUUGAGCACUGCCUAUGGUAAUAGUGGACACAAUACAUAAAUAUGGUGUACAAUGAGUUAAAAACAAUGAGGUAUUUGUUAAAUGUUCCUUGCUUAUGUAUAAUGAGUU